AUGACAGACGUGCGCUCGCCGGACCGCACGGAUAUCAUCCGCCGGGAGCACGGCCAUUUGCCCCUCCGCGAAGCCGUGGAUGCCUUGGACGCUUUGCAGUUCUCAACGGCGUCCUUCCUUAGGAGCUCCAGCAAGAGCCUCAAGAAGAGGGAGCAGUUGAAGCAGUACUGCGCGGCACAGGAAGCGAAGCCACUGGUUGAGAUGUCGGAGGACACUGUCGUGCAUCAGCUGCAGAGGCUGAUGAGUGGCUUGAAGCUUCUUGGCGUUCAGGCGCCUCCGCAGGGCGUGGAGCCAUCAUUGCCGAAGGAGUGGACGGAUGCCCCGGAGGAGGGCUGGCAGCAGGUGGCUUCUGAGGAGAAGGCCAAGGGCAGCGAGGCCUUCAAGCAGAAGAACUACCAAGGCGCUGUGGAGCACUACAGCAAGGCCAUCCAGGUCUCAGCCGACCCGGACGUAGCGCUGUUCUCCAACCGCUGCGCCGCGCGGCUGCUGCUGGGCCUUCCUUCGGAGGCGCUGCAGGAUGCGCUGCGAAGCGUCCAACUGGGGCCCCAGUGGCCCAAAGGCUUUUUUCGCCUGGGCUGCUGCUGGCGGCAGCUGGGGCACCUGGAGCAAGCGCUGGUGGCCUUUGCCACUGGCCAGAAGCUGGAGCCAGAGAACAAGGACUGGCAAAAAGAGCUGGAGAAGACAGAGAAGAUGCAGCAAGCAGAACCCUUCCAGCAGGUGCGGCAACUGCUGCAGCACUUGCUGCCAGACAUUUUGGCAGCCUGGCUGCGAGCUGCAUCUCCCACUUCAGUGCUGCAGCUGCAGGUGAACGGCUCCUUUCAGCAGCUGGCAACCUGCAAGUGGCGCCACUUGCAGGAGGGCACAACUCCGCCAAAAGCGCAGAUCCGCUACGCAGUGCUGGAUCAGAAGGCAUACUUGGCCAACCUGGCCGCAAACCUUCAGAGCUCCUCAGCGGAGGGCUUCGCGAUUUGUGACCUUGCGGGCAAGGCUUUAAGCAUCCCUGACAUCAGCAAGUUCACAUCCGAAGCCGGUGCAGUAGUGCAUGUUGACGUCAAGGAUGACCGAGAUGGAAAGAUGAAAGCAAUCAUCGCCUCCGUCCCUUUGGAGGAGGGGCUAAAGCGCUUCAUCAGCAAGCCCAAAGACCCUGAUCCACCAAAAGCAUCCGUGGAGAGUGUGCUCACGAUCCAAAGGCGGAGCGGUUUUCCAAGGACUUUGCCUAGAUACAUAGGCUUUCAGAUGUUUCCCGGAGAUCUCAAUUUUCCUGUGAUUGAUCUCUUGAGAGAUGCACCAGCCUUGGCCGACGCAUAG
Effrenium voratum is the source of this 1308-nucleotide messenger RNA. The record is from the annotation of a GenBank genome assembly. NCBI's taxonomy places the organism in Eukaryota, Dinophyceae, Suessiales, Symbiodiniaceae.